AUCAUGUUUAAAGUUCCCCCCAACCCCUGUUCAUUUAUUCCAUAAAUAGCUAUUAAGUGAUUCUAAGCCUUGGGGAUGCAGAGGUGAAGAGAGACAAGGUUGGCCCCUGUCCUUGUGGAUCUUAUGUUCAGUGCAGGCAGUUUGGAUGUCAGAGAAAGGACAGGGUGGUGGCUUUUUCCAGGCAGGCUCAAGGAUGGAGGUCACAAUGUGUACUUUGUGAUGAGAUCUACGACGUAACUGGGAUGGCAGCAAGGACUCCAAGGGGAGCCAGGCCUCCCUCCUGCAGGACUAGACUCAUGUUCUCUCUCUGCCAGGGCAUCUUCCAUCCCACACCCAGUCAGAGACCUCUUUGGGGCCCCUCCUCCUUCCAGGCAGAGAAGCCAGUACGCUGCCUGCCACCGGAGUCUUUGCCUGGGCCGCACAUGAAGCGCUGGCAGAUUUUUGUUCUGUGGGUCUUGUGGGUGCUCAUCUUAUGGCUGAUGGCCACCUGCUUGGACCUGACACCUGCUGAAUCAGCACUCCAGGAAGAACGGACAUACUUGGUACCAUGGAGUUGUACCUGCCGUUGGUUCAAACCCAAGAAGUGUGGCUGCCCUUCUGAGACCCUCAACUGCUCCUCCUGCCACCAUGCAGCUGGAGGAUGUCACUGGUUUGAUGCAUACUGUGAGAAUACCAAGGGGUACCUGAUGAGGAAAAAAGAGUCUAUGGCUUCUGACGCUGUGCUCUGGUGGCUGGGCAUGAACUCAGGGAGUCAGCUUGGUAAAGUGUGGACGACACUAUUUAAAGUGAUUCUCAGACCCUCAGCGAGCCAUUUUGAUUUCUCCUGUGGGGCUUGCGUGAUGCUGGGGAGCCCACAGAUCCUGCCUGGCUCUGGCCUGAGCAGCAACAUGGACCGGAACCGCGUGGCCUUCAGGAACGCCAGCGACCAAGGUUCCUGGAGGCAGCUGCUGCUGCUGCUCCUGCUUCCUGACCUGGCAAGGACUUCAGAUGCUCUGGGUGACGAGAUUUCAGAAGAUGGCCCAGUUUUCUAAUGGCAUGGGACAUGGCAAAGGCAAGAUCACCCUCUUUGGAUUAGGAUCAGAACAGCAAGGAAAGUGGUUCUAUUACUAGGAGCAUGCUAAUCAGACCAACAGCUCCAAGGAGAUAUUGUCCCUGGAUGGUGCAGAAGCAGAAAUGGAAGUUGUUCGUCAGCUACAGUGUGUGGGCAAGCUCACCAUCCACACAUGAUGUCCAGCUGAGUCCCACGAGUCCUAGUCCUUGGGCGUGAAUGCAGGCGAGUGUUGGGAUUACAGCAGCAAUGACGGCAGCAGUGUGACUGUGGAGACUCUCAGGGGUAAUGGGCAAGAGGAAAUUGUAUGGAGAUCAGUCUGGUGCUGAAUAAAAUCCUGGCCUGAUUCUCUUA
This is a messenger RNA of Microcebus murinus (gray mouse lemur), 1402 nucleotides long. NCBI's taxonomy places the organism in Eukaryota, Metazoa, Chordata, Mammalia, Primates, Cheirogaleidae. The record is from RefSeq and is a predicted model, not a curated record.